AAAAAAAUCAGGCUAGUAAACGUAAAGUUGUUCAUUCAAUAAUCGUGUUUUGGUUCCAACUAUGUGCCAAAUCCAUUCUCAGGAUGGAGACAAAAGUGAAGAAUACUCCACCCCAUCCCCUCCUUCACUAUAACUUCAUUCUGACUCAAUGAACUGCACCAGAUCAUUUUAUAGGAUGAACUGGCAAUGCCAUUACCCAUAUGCUGGACCAGCAAACAGGGGCUGUGUCUACCUUCGCAGCUAAAGUCAGGAUGCCUCAGAAGCAGAGAUGGCAGAAAUUUUUAGCCACAAUUUAAGUCAGAGCAAAUCAAGCUGUAUCAAAGGACCAUUUUGUUGCCAGUGAAAAUAAGAAACUCUUUAUUUCAAAAGAUUAGCCAGAUAUGGAAAUUGCUAAGCAUCCAAAACAUUAUGCAACUUAUUCUGUCUUUUCCCCGUUAAUACACAUGAUGGAGUCAUUCUCGUUCCAUUUGUUCCUGCAUUUAAAACACACAAUGGUGUGUGUAUUUUUAAACUGCAAUUCAGAGCAAAAUAUUUUAAUUUUCUGACUAACUGCUUUUAAACUUUUAUUUGUACCACUAAACAUAAACAUCAUGUACCCAGGCAUGUUGUUUGUACUCAGGGUCAUCAACAGAUGUGGAGCUCAGCAUGGAAAAGAUGUCAGUUACAAUUGAACCCAGUCCCCUGUUGCAGGAAUUGAGGUACCCAAGUGGAGUUGCUGUUACUAUUAGAAUUAGCAUCAUUGAAUCUGUGUUUGUGUGACACAGAUGAAAAAUUUGAUAAAAACUAAAUUUUAACUCAAAAUAUUUUAAAAUAUGGUUUACAUUUGUCACCUUGAGUUAAUCACCAUGUUCCAGUGCUGGAGGGGAAAAUGUAAGUGGUGACAAUGGUUCUGGCCGCUUCAAGUUAGUUUCAGUUGUCAGGGGAUCAGUCAACGUACUCUGUCUUAAAGAAUGAUAAUUCAGGGGAGACACAGCGGCUCAUGCCUGUAAUUCCAUCACUCUGGGAGGAUCGCUUGAUUUCAGGAGUUCAAGGCCACAAUGAGCUGUGAUUGCGCCACUGCACACCAGUCUGAGUGACAGAGCAAAACUUUGUCUCUAAAAUAAUAAUAACAAUAAAAUGAUAAUAAAUAAAAAUAUAUGCUUUAGUUAAAUGAUGCUAUUGAUGUUGAUCACCUCUCUCACUUCUGGAAACAAGUUCUUAUGGGUUAUCUGUUAUUAAGUAGAAUAAUCAUUUAUUUUCAGAAGAUUCAUAGCACUUAAGGAACACUUCCUCCCUGAGCAAUUCCCUAUAGGUGAUGAAAAAUAAUGUCAUAAAUAAUAACCAGGAAAAUUCUGCUCAUUGGUUCCAAAUUUGGGAACCAGUGUAUAAAAGGUCCAGAUAUUAGAAGGGGUCAUCAGAUUCUUGGAAACUCACCUCUGAACAGGAGCCCACCCUCCAUCCCUGACACCAUGACCCACUGCUGUUCCUCUUGCUGUCAGCCUGUGUGCUGCAGGACCACCUGCUGGAAGCCCACCUGUGUGACCACCUGCAGCAGCACACCCUGCUGCCAGCCCUCCUGCUGUGUGUCCAGCUGCUGCCAGCCUUGCUGCCGCCCAACUUGCUGUCAAAACACCUGCUGCCAGCCCACCUGUGUGACCAGCUGCUGCCAGCCUUCCUGCUGCAGCACACCCUGCUGCCAGCCCUCUUGCUGUGGGUCCAGCUGCUGUCAGCCUAUUUAUGGAUCCAGUUGCUGUCAGCCUUGCUGCCACCCGACUUGCUAUCAAACUACCUGUUGCAGGACCACCUGCUGCAGGAACACCUCUUGCCAGCCCACCUGCUGUGGGUCCAGCUGCUGCCAGCCUUGCUGCCGCCCAACAUGCUGUCAAACCACUUGUAGAACCACCUGCUGCCAGCCCACCUGCUGCCAACCAUCCUGUGUGACCAGCUGCUUCAGCACACCCUGUUGCCAGCCAGCCUGCGGUGGGUCCAGCUGCUGUAGCCAAACUUGCAACGAGUCCAGCUGUUGUCUGCCUUGCUGCCGUCCCACCUGCUGCCAGACCACCUGCUACAGGACCACCUGUUGUCGCCCCAGCUGUUGCUGCAGUCCUUGCUGUGUCUCCAGCUGCUACCAGCCUUCCUGCUGCUGAUCCACUUGCUGCAGACCCACCACCCACCAGAGACAUAUUUCCUGAAACAUUCUGUCAAAAUUCCUAUGUCCCCAAGAAACAUUCCCUAAGCUUUUCUGAGAAACAACAUUCUGACACUGAACUAAUGCAUGAGGGGCUUAAAACCUAGAUAAUGGGUUGAUAGGUGCAGCAAACCACCAUGGCACAUGUAUACCAAUGUAACAAACAUGCACAUUCUGCACAUGUAUCCCAGAACUUAGAGUAAAAUAAAAUAUAAAAAUAAACAAAAAUUUUAAAAGUGUUCUAGUCCAUGAAAAGAGCUUUACAUCUCUGGAUUCCGAUCCACCACUGAAGAAUCUGUCACCAACAACUAGUGUGAGCACCAUGGG
Chlorocebus sabaeus (green monkey) is the source of this 2494-nucleotide messenger RNA. It is a transcript of the gene KRTAP9-1, whose product is annotated as keratin associated protein 9-1. The record is from RefSeq and is a predicted model, not a curated record. NCBI's taxonomy places the organism in Eukaryota, Metazoa, Chordata, Mammalia, Primates, Cercopithecidae. Gene Ontology annotation, cellular component: keratin filament.